AUGUCUAAUCCAUUGCGAAACGGUGGUGUAAAAAACGAAGCUGCUGGACCAGUUGCCUCCGACUCGCUCGCCGCAGAGUCAGUACGCGAACAUGGAAAGUUUGGAGAGAAUAAAGGUAGCCAGCCCCUGGGAGUACAGGGUAGCCAUUCUACGUUUGCAAAUACGGACACUUCAAGUGCAUCCAAGCUUCAAGCAGCGCCGGACGCUGAGGCUCGUCUAGCUGAAGCCGAAUGGGGAGAGGGACAACCACAGAAACGCUCUCAAACCCAGACUCAGGGCCAGGAACAGGCAAAAUCACAUGGAGACGAGCAGCAGCAGGGCCAGAGCUACAAUAAAACAUCGGGAACUUCUUCAGGCACUACUGGUUCAGGCCAAGACGGUGGUUCAGGCACAUCAGUGAAUACUGCUCCCCAUUACGUCGACCCUGUUCUUGGUAGUAUGCAAGGCUCAAAGCCGAAAGGCAAGAACUUGACCGAAGGCGGAUUCGAAGACGACGCUUCGCAGAAUGUGAGCUUCAAUGCUGAAAUUGGGUCCAGGAAUGACCCAGGUUUGCAGGCAGAAAGGGAGAUUGGAAAUAUGAAUGCACAGAAUAUCCCGGGGCCGACUUCCAAAGGAGGGCCCGAUCUCAUGGGAGGUAGUGAGAGGAAGGUCAACGCAUCAUAUAAUGUGCUUGGGUCCGAGGAGGAUGCAUAA
This is a messenger RNA of Nannizzia gypsea CBS 118893, 693 nucleotides long. RefSeq lists its product as hypothetical. The record is from RefSeq and is a predicted model, not a curated record. The transcript has a single exon. NCBI's taxonomy places the organism in Eukaryota, Fungi, Ascomycota, Eurotiomycetes, Onygenales, Arthrodermataceae. The coding region runs from base 1 to 693 and encodes 230 amino acids.